AGAUUCUAGAGUGUUCAAAGGUUUUACACUUAAAAGAAGCUAAGAGAUACAAGUUAGGAAUAAGGGGUGUCAUUCAUUUUAACACUUAUUGCAGAGAACAUUAUCUGUGUCUUUGAAGGUUCGUGGAAGAUUGCAGAAAACACAUAUCUCCAGUGAAGAAGUCAACUUUCAAAGAUGAGAGCAAAGGACAAAUAGAAUCAAAGUCCAUAAAAUAUAAGGUUUUACAUUGGACCCAUAAAUAUAAAAACAAAGGGAGAACUACCAAAAUUCCUUUCGAUUCCAAGGAUCAAUUGCAAGACUCUUCUCUCUCAAUGGUAAAUGAGCCCAAUGCAAAUGAUGUUAUUGCACAAGAAAUGAUUGGGAAACUGGAAAAUUUGUCAUUGAAUGAUACAUCCAAGAUUCUUUUCACUCUACAAAACGUUACUGAGUUACAUAUUCUGAGUUGUGAAAAAGUUGAAGUACUAUUUUGUGCUUCUGCGCUGGAAUGUUUACCAUAUUUAGGUGCACUUAACAUCUAUAGAUGCAAUGAAUUAAAACAGAUAAUUGGUGAGGAUGCAAAGAAUCAUAGAAAGCCAUUUUUCCCAAGGCUGAAAGCACUUAUCAUAAGAGAAUGCAACAAAUUGAAAUGCAUCUUUCCCGUUCCAACUUCCAAAAUGGUACCCAUGUUAGAAGCUCUGUUAAUCAUGGAAGCAAGUAUGCUAGAGGAAGUAUUCGAAGGAAACAGUUAUGAAAAGGUUGGGAUUCCAAAUCUGAAAACUGCAGGCUUUGUUGAACUUCCAAGCCUUCGCCAGAAGAUUGAAUUUCUUACCCAAAAACAGUUUUUGGUGAGGAAUUGCCCAAAACCGUACAUCCCUUCAUUCCCUCAAGAUCUCAAACAUUUUUCAUAUUCUAUGACAGAAUAUUUCAAAAAUCGGGAUCUCCAUGAGCAAAUAAGUGGAGCUCUUGAUAAUCUUAAACCCGAAGAGAUUGGCAAUGAGAAUCCAAGGAGAGAAGACUCUGGAGUUGAAGCAGCAUCAUGCAGAGGGAGUGAGUUAACUUCAUCACAGAACAAUGCAAACCAAUCUACUCUUGCCAAGAUUGAUGAAGACAACAAACAACGUGAGGAUGUAGUGAAAGAAAGAAAAGAAAGAGUAGAGGAAGAACAACAAAUUGUUGUUGGAAAAGCUUCAUCAAUGCCAAUAUCACCAACAGAUUUUCCUCUAGAUAAAACACAUUCACCAGAAAAUGAUGAAGAAGAAAUGGCCAUACCUUCUCCAAAUCUUAACACGGAGCCUCCUAUAUCUAAAGAUGUUAAUGAUGGAGAUUUUCAGGGAACAUCUAACUCAGUGUUUACCAAUUCUCAAAAUACUAAUUCUACAGAAGCGACAGAUCAACCUAUAAAGAAUAUAUUAACAGAGAUAGCAGAUGAUCUUGACGAAGACUCUAAAACCACAGAGAUUAGGAGUCAGAAUGAAAUGACAAAAGCAAAAGAAGACUUUUCAAUUGAUGUUAAAGCUGAGGUAUUAUCAGGAACUGACUUCACUUCAUCGCAGGAAACAAAGAAAACUUGUGAAGAUGGAACUGCAUCACCAUAUGAGAAGACGAUAGCGUUGUCAACUGAUUCAGAAUCAGUUAGUUCAUUGUUUCACUUAUCAGUUACUUUUGAAUGUAGUGAAAUAUUAUAUAUAUAACUUCCCAUAUUAAUUGUUCUAAGAGAGAUGACAUAUGAAUUUGAUCACUUGAAUGUGUUUUUAUUGUUUUUCUUUUGAAUGAGAUUUCCUUUUCAGAGAAACUUGCUGAGAUCACUCAAGAUUCAAGUUCUGGUUAUAGUGUAAGAAGGGAGCUUGAGCAACUUGUCUCUAAGAAGCAUUUGGGGUCAGAGAACUUGGCUCUGUUAAGCAAUUUCCUUGUGAAGCAUCCUUCUCUUCGUUUAGCAGACGAUGCCAUGAGUGAGAGAUACAAGGGCUUUGCCUACACUUGUCUGGCUGAGCUUUUGAAGUUUCUCCAAAGCCAUAGUGUGUUUGAUAUGUUGGGGUCAAGCCACCCUGAAUUUGUUGAAUUGUUAAAAGAUCUGCGUAACUGUGGUUUCAAUAAGGAUUGGUUGGAUGAUGUUGAAAGACUCAAGCUACUUUGAUUCUGCAUUCGGAGGAUCUUAAGCAUCAACUUCAGGAACAUGAUCAGGCUCAAAGUUUCCAAGUCAGAACUACUUUCAGCACAAACUUGGCUAUCUCAUAUUAUUCUUCCGUUUCUUAUUAAUUUAUGUUAGUUGCGUUGAAACUUUGUUCUUAGCUUAUACUUUCCCGAACCUAUCAUCUUUUCUCAAAUAAAACCAUCAUCAUUUGUUUU
Molecule: messenger RNA, 2325 nt
Organism: Vigna angularis (adzuki bean)
Lineage: Eukaryota; Viridiplantae; Streptophyta; Magnoliopsida; Fabales; Fabaceae
Exons: 7
Coding region: 312-1670 (452 amino acids)
Source: RefSeq, a predicted model, not a curated record